Molecule: messenger RNA, 1824 nt
Organism: Suillus subaureus
Lineage: Eukaryota; Fungi; Basidiomycota; Agaricomycetes; Boletales; Suillaceae
Exons: 8
Coding region: 1-1824 (607 amino acids)
Biological process (GO): rRNA processing
Molecular function (GO): RNA binding
Source: RefSeq, a predicted model, not a curated record
AUGUUAGUGGAGGAGGGCUCUUGUCGAACUUCCACGAUCGGUUUCCCACCUCCUAAAACCCCUGCCGGCUACAUCUUGAAGACUGACCCCCGUUUGCGAUGCCCCAAGAAACACAAUUCAAAAGUUGUAGUUGACGAGCGUUUCAAAGGAAUUUUUGACGAAGGCAAGGCAGGAAAAAAGACAUUGAAACAAAAAGGCAGAGGAAAGGAAAAACUAGGCCGAGUGGAUAAAUUUUGUCGUAAAUUUUAUGAAACUCGUGAAAAAGACAACCUUAGGUGGUUUUAUCGGCUGGAAUACGAGGAUGAUGAGGAGGUAGAGGCUCCAACUUCCACGUUACCUGACUAUGCUCGUGGUGGCGUCCUCAUGGAGUCCUCCUCCGAAUCAGAGGCAGAAAAUCACGGUGCAAGCGACUCUGACGACAAGAGCGAUGGCCCUGGAUUUGUCACAUUAGGCAGAGACAUUGAUGAAGAAGGCGAGAUCGAUCUUGAUGAGAGCACAUUUGCCGAUCUAGAUGCACAAGCCGCUACAUAUGCGAGGACAGUCCCGGAGGACAACAGUAAAGAAGCUACGGAGAAGACCAGAAGACUAGCUGUUGUUCAUCUUGAUUGGGACCAUGUCCGUGCAGCAUAUCUUUACAAAAUAUUUUCGUCACUUGUUUCGCCAGCUGCGCCUACUACCAUUCCAGCUUCUGUACUAGUGCCACCCAAGGAUGAAAAGUCUUUCAAGAACACGAAAAGUGCAAAGGCGACGGUCGUAAGAGGGAAGGGGCUGAGCGUCCGCGUCUAUCCAAGUGAGUUUGGGAAAGAGCGCAUCGCAAGGGAGGAAAAGGAGGGACCGCCUGUAGAGGUAUUCAAAAGGAAAGUAGAAAACGAAGAGGAUGUCAAUGAACGGGCCAUCCACGAAACCGGAGACGGAGCGGACUACGACGAAGACGCUUUGAGAAAGUAUCGAUUGGAGAGAUUACGGUAUUACUACGCAAUUGUUGAAUGUGAUACCGCCGGAGCUUCUGUGCACAUCUACAACGAACUCGAAGGUACUGGGCUUGAGCGUUCAGCAAACGUGUUCGAUCUCAGCUUUGUGCCCGAUGAGAUGGCAUCUGAUGAAGAAUAUCGCAGUAGAGCUCUCCGUCAUUCAAAAGUCAAACUCGCUUGGGACGAUGAUGAUCCGGAGUGCAAUCACAUUACUAGACGAUCAUUAACCAAAAAAUAUAUCGAAGAAGCCGACUUCAAGGCGUAUAUUGCAUCAUCACCUGAGUCUGAUAAUGAUCAAGAUCCUGUGUCGAAGAAGAGGAGCAAGAAGAACUCCCAGAGAGACAAGCUUCGCACAUUACUUCUUACCGGAGACGAUGAUGAACUUCCAGAAGGGUGGGGCCGGGAUGACGACGCACGAAACCAUGACGAUGUGGACAUGGAGAUUACGUUCACCCCUAGUCUCACUGAGGCUAAAAAUCCCGAAGACGAGACGACAGUGGAGGCAUAUCAAAGAACGAUGAGGAAGAAGCGCAAAAAGAAAAAAGAAGAGGUCAAAGUGAAAGCCACGACAGUCACGAAUAAUGAAAGUCGAGGGCAGCUUGGGAAGAAUGUCUCUUUCGAUGACGACUUCUUCGGGGGCCGGUUAUCAAGAACACGGGAUGUCGACAAGCCAGUGCCACGCCAGGAGACGAAGUCAGACGUCAAAGCAGAGAAGAAGGGUAAGGAGAAAAGAGGCAAAAAGAAACUGGUCGAUGAUGAUGAUGAAGUCCAGGACAACUUCAUUAUCGACGUUAAAGAUGACCGGUUCAAGACGAUCCACGAGGACCAUCACACUUUGGCUUCGCACCUGUAA